AUGAAGCCCGACUGGCUAAAGUCAGGAAAUCCGAUGAGGCUGUGUUUAGAGGCGCCACUACUCUUGGAUAUUCCCGCGGGGACAUCUCCCAGCAUCAGUGUACGCGAACUAUUUGCGACGUAUGAAACAUCGCGCGGAAUGGGCCGGGAUAUUGUGCGCACUACAUCAAGCGCGCUGAGAGCUCGGCAAGAUACUGCCCAGCCUGUCCGCUUACCACCUCCGACUACGUCACCGCUACCACACACUGGCUACUCCGUGACAAAAAUGAAUCAAACGACUCGUAGCUCGUGGCGUCGUAAACUCAAGCGAAUCCACACGGAUAGCAGCGAGCACCAGCUAUUCAAGGAACGAAAUACAAAAGGCGCUAUCGGCUGGUGCACUCGCAACAAAGCCCUCGCGCCGAAAGGGCCCGAUAGCCGCUUCUCGGAACGCAUGAAAGCGCUGUCAGUGGGACGCGACGCGGCCGGCACCGUGAAGUCG
This is a messenger RNA of Iphiclides podalirius (scarce swallowtail), 480 nucleotides long. The record is from the annotation of a GenBank genome assembly. Lineage: Eukaryota; Metazoa; Arthropoda; Insecta; Lepidoptera; Papilionidae.